AUGGAGGAAAGCUUUGUUUUCUAUCAAGCAGUCAAAAAGCUUCAGGGAGGAGAGGACGCCUCAGUACUGGGGCAAGCCUUGCUUCAGCAGCUCACCCACGAUGAGAAGCUCGGCUUGCUACACGGCGACCCGCCCUUCUGGAAAGGUUUCGCCGAUCUUUUUGGCGGUGAAUAUACAAAGCGGCCCUACAGCCACGGCAAACUAGACCGACUGGGCAUUCCAGGCAUACAAUACUGCGAUGGUCCUCGAGGAGUCAAUAUCAACCAAGCCACCGUCUUCCCAUGCAGCACAGCACGAGGUGCAACCUGGGAUACCGAACUAGAGGAAAGCGUUGCGCGAGCCAUCGGUCGCGAGGCUCGGGUCUACGGAGCCAACUGCGUAGGAAGUGUCUGCGUCAACUUGCCACGACAUCCGGCCUGGGGUCGUGUUCAAGAGACUUAUGGCGAGGAUCCUCUUCUGCUUGGCGAAUUUGGAGCUGCACAUGUUAGCGGUCUGCAGGAGAAUGUGAUGGCAUGCGUCAAGCAUUUUGCUCUCAACUCCAUGGAGACGGCUCGAUUUCGCGCCAAUGUGUCGGUCAAUGAUUCUGCACUUCACGAGGUCUAUCUGCCACAUUUCAAGCAGUGCAUCGACGCUGGUGCGCUCUCUAUCAUGACAGCCUACAAUUCUGUUAAUGGAGAAUGGGCAGGCGAAUCAGUGGCACUCAUUCGUCAUAUCUUGCGCGACAGAUGGGAGUUUUCGGGCAUCGCUAUUACAGACUGGCUGUUUGGGCUGCGAGACGGAGUCAAGUCUGUUAAAGCGGAUCUCGACAUCGAAUGCCCGUUCCAGAAUCGGAGGGCGAUAUCUCUGCGGCCUGCCCUCGAGUCGGGAGAGAUCAGCUGGUCUGACAUUGACAGAAUCGCUAGUCGUAUCAUACGGACACAGCUUAUGUUCUAUGCCAACCGUCAACCGAUUGAACCAGAAAGUGAGGUUGUGUUUGGUAGAGAACAUCGUGAGUUGGCGAGAACUGUUGCCUCAAGAGCCAUCGUUCUGCUCAAGAAUGAGCUUGUCAAUGAAGAGCCCCUUCUUCCACUGUCGCAAUCUAUCAAGACUUGCGCCAUAGUCGGAAGACACGUCGAUUCUGCACUGACUGGAGAUCGCGCCUCGUCAUGGGUCCACUGCCCUCAAGUCAUCUCCCCCUAUCAAGGCCUGAAAGAGCAGCUCCCACAUACAUCAAUCAGACUUUCAGCGUCGAGAGACAUCGGAGCUGCAGUAAAAGCGGCCAGAGAGUCUGAAGUGGCUAUAGUCAUGGUUGGCUACGACGGCGAUGAUGAGGGAGAAUUCCUCAAGCCCUCGUGGGAGAAUGACAGAGAGGCUCUGGCUUUGCUUCCCGACCCCGAUGGAUCUCCAGAGGCACAGCGGGUCGCUGAAGGUAGAGCAGAGGCGGCUGAUGACUCGAACCGCCCUGAGGCUGGAACUGGUGCUCGGUCGGAGCAUGAUCUCGCAAGUCGUCCCGUUGGCGGCGAUCGCAGAAGUGUUCGACUCGCCCCAGAAGACGUGGAGCUCAUUCGGGCUGUUGUUAAGGCCAACCCAAGGAGUAUCGUCUCUAUCAUCACCGCUGGAGCUGUCAUUAUCGAUGAGUGGUACAAUAUUGCUCCUUCGAUACUGAUAAGUUGGUACAAUGGCUGUGAAAAUGGAAGGGCUUUUGCCGACGUCCUGACUGGCAGAUCCAAUCCAAGUGGCCGCCUUCCCUGGAGCAUGGCGCGAACCGAAGCCCACCUACCUCCUUUUCACCCAGAUACCAACCAAGUCACUUACGAUAAGUGGUUUGGUCAGAGGAUGCUUGAUAAGAUGGGCGUCGAGGCAACGUAUCCACUAGGCUUCGGUUUAUCUUACACGACUUUUGAAGUUGAGGCCAUUGACUUGGAUCAUUCUCCACUGGACAAAAGUUUAAGUUUACAAGUGCGAGCUAGGGACCAGGCCAACACGACUUUCCAAACCGCCUACUUGCUGGAUUUCAGGUAG
Molecule: messenger RNA, 2001 nt
Organism: Clonostachys rhizophaga
Lineage: Eukaryota; Fungi; Ascomycota; Sordariomycetes; Hypocreales; Bionectriaceae
Source: the annotation of a GenBank genome assembly